AAAGUGAUGAGAUAUAUCUAGCGAUAUAUCGUCGGCUUUUUAUUUUUUCCACGCAUUAAAUUUACUUUCGAGGUUUAAAAACAAAUCGGCAGCGAAGUUUACUAACUUUCAUAAGUAAUUGUGCAUUGCGUGCGGCUUAAAACAUUGUCGGAUAGCAAUUAAAAGCAGCCUUAAAUCGAACUGCAAAAUAGACGGCUAAAGCAGAUGCGAAAAAAUAGAGACGAGAACGAGAACGCCACACAACACAUACACGACGCGCAGGCUGGCUGUCAGACGUAGCGAGUCGGUCGGUCGGUCGGUUGAAGAGGCCAGUUUUUACAGGCAAAAUCCGAGUAAAAAAUUAAGUUUUUUUGCACUGAAAAAGUCGGCUCGUGCAAAUAUCAGUGCAGUGUAUGUGUACGCACACAAAGUGGCAAUAAAAUGUGCAAUUGUACGGAAAGCUAAACACCCAAAUGUAAAUUGGAUAUCCGCAAAACGCUAGACAAUAUGGAAACGCAGGAGUUAAACUAAACCUAAAAUCACAACAAAAGCAAAUAAACGCUUGCAAAAUUAUAUACAUGCUCCGGUGUUAGUGCUGCUAAUUUCGGCAGAGGAGAGUUCAAUCUCAGGGUGCCAGCAGCAGCGGGCAGCGGCGCGCUGCCAACAGGAAGAGGAAGCAUAAGCAAUUCGCUCAACCACAGGCUACGAACAAAAUAUAUAUAAAAAAAAAUUACGGUACAAAAAACUACAACUGUUACUUGUUGUUUUUCCCCUCGUCCCUGGUUGAGCAACAAUUUAGAAACAAUAACAACAAGAACAGCAACACAACAACAAUGUAUCCCGCACCGGUGCGUCACCCCGCCGCCGGGGGACCACCACCUCAGGGUCCAAUCAAAUUUACCAUUGCCGAUACACUGGAGCGCAUCAAGGAGGAAUUUAAUUUUCUGCAGGCACAAUAUCACAGCAUCAAAUUGGAGUGCGAGAAGCUGGCAAACGAAAAGACCGAAAUGCAGCGCCAUUAUGUUAUGUACUAUGAAAUGUCCUAUGGCCUUAAUGUGGAAAUGCACAAGCAAACGGAAAUCGCCAAGCGUCUAAACACACUGAUCAACCAGCUACUUCCAUUCCUACAGGCCGAUCAUCAGCAACAAGUGCUGCAAGCGGUAGAGCGUGCGAAGCAGGUCACAAUGCAGGAACUCAAUCUGAUCAUUGGGCAGCAUCAGCAGCAACAUGGAAUACAUCAACUUUUACAACAAAUACACGCACAACAGGUGCCAGGCGGGCCGCCACAGCCGAUGGGCGCUCUAAAUCCGUUUGGUGCAUUGGGUGCCACGAUGGGCUUGCCACAUGGGCCACAGGGCUUGCUUAAAGCGCCGCCUGACCAUCAAAGGCCGGAUAUAAAGCCCAUGGGCUUAGAGGGACCAGCGGGCGCUGAAGAGCGCUUGCGCAAUUCGGUUUCACCAGCGGAUCGUGAGAAAUAUCGUACGCGCUCGCCACUGGAUAUUGAGAACGACUCGAAACGUCGAAAAGAUGAAAAACUGCAAGACGAUGAAGGCGAGAAAAGCGAUCAAGAUUUAGUCGUAGAUGUUGCAAAUGAAAUGGAAUCCCACUCACCACGCCCAAACGGCGAACAUGUAUCAAUGGAGGUGCGUGAUCGUGAGAGUCUAAACGGCGAGCGUCUGGACAAACCGGGCGGCAGUGGCAUUAAACAGGAGCGCCCGCCUUCGCGUUCAGGCUCCAGUUCAUCGCGUUCCACACCCAGCCUCAAGACAAAAGAUAUGGAUAAACCGGGCACACCGGGCGCGAAGGCACGUACACCGACACCAAACGCUGCAGCACCAUCUCAGGGCGCAAAUCCUAAACAAAUGAUGCAACAAGGUGGCCCACCGCCGGCUGGCUAUCCAGCGUCACCGUAUCAGCGACCGGCGGAUCCCUAUCAGCGUCCACCAUCGGAUCCCGCCUAUGGACGACCGCCGUUGCCGUACGAUCCGCAUGCGCAUGUACGAACAAACGGCAUUCCACAUCCCUCGGCACUAACGGGUGGAAAGCCUGCAUACUCUUUCCAUAUGAACGGCGAGGGUAGCUUGCAGCCGGUGCCAUUUCCGCCGGACGCGCUGGUAGGCGUUGGCAUACCAAGACAUGCGCGACAAAUAAAUACGUUAUCGCAUGGCGAGGUCGUCUGUGCGGUGACUAUUUCAAAUCCUACAAAAUACGUUUAUACUGGCGGCAAGGGCUGCGUCAAGGUGUGGGACAUCUCACAGCCGGGCAAUAAGAAUCCCGUCAGCCAGCUGGAUUGCCUGCAGCGCGAUAAUUAUAUACGAUCGGUGAAACUGCUGCCGGAUGGACGCACACUCAUUGUCGGUGGCGAGGCAUCGAAUCUAUCGAUAUGGGAUUUGGCCAGUCCAACGCCACGCAUCAAGGCCGAGCUAACCUCAGCGGCGCCUGCCUGUUAUGCGCUCGCCAUCAGUCCCGAUUCGAAGGUGUGCUUCUCGUGCUGCAGCGAUGGCAACAUCGCUGUCUGGGAUCUGCACAAUGAGAUACUGGUACGUCAGUUCCAGGGUCACACGGACGGUGCCUCGUGCAUUGACAUCAGUCCGGAUGGCUCAAGAUUAUGGACCGGCGGCCUGGACAAUACAGUGCGCUCGUGGGACCUACGCGAAGGUCGCCAGCUGCAGCAGCACGAUUUCAGUUCUCAAAUAUUCUCGCUUGGCUACUGUCCCACAGGUGACUGGCUGGCCGUAGGCAUGGAGAAUUCACAUGUGGAAGUAUUGCAUGCAUCGAAACCAGACAAGUAUCAGCUCCAUUUGCACGAGAGCUGCGUUCUGUCGUUGCGGUUUGCCACCUGUGGCAAAUGGUUCGUUUCCACCGGCAAAGACAACCUGCUUAACGCAUGGCGAACACCAUACGGUGCCAGUAUAUUCCAGUCGAAGGAAACAUCAUCCGUACUUAGCUGCGACAUAUCAACUGACGACAAAUAUAUUGUGACGGGUUCGGGCGAUAAAAAGGCUACUGUCUAUGAAGUUAUUUAUUAAAAAAACAAAAACAAAAACAACAAAACAAAAAGAAGAACACCAGAGAGGGAAUCCACACUUUUCAUUUUGUAAUAAUCGCAUAUAGGUUUUUAUUACAACUACAAAAAAAUAAUAAAAAUGAAUAACACAUUGUUCGAUAGCAUGCUAAUAACAACAAGCAAACAAACAAACAAACAAACAACAACAGCAACAACAAAGCAGUGGCAGCAGUACAAUGCAUGAGAGCGAAGUAAAAAUUCUAUAAUAUAAAUAAAACAAAACAAAAAGAAAGAAAAAUAUAUAAAAAAAAAAUUAAGCGUACUUGUAGCUACUAAGCCUAGGCUAAGUCUAAUGAAAAGUUGAACACAAAUUGCAAAGUAAAAACCUAAAAUAAUAAUAACAAUAAUAAUAAUAAAAAAUACAGAGCAGAAAACUAAAAAAAAAAGUAAUAACAGUCGGCGUUACCUACUACGCUCAUCAAAAGAAUUAAAUGCUGGGUCCUUUUCAAUUGUGAACCCAGCAUGGAUUAGUCAUUGCUGGAGCGUUGAGAUUAUGCAUACCAGAUGAGAACACGAUGUCAGAAAUGUGAGUGCUUUUAGUUUGUCCAUGUGUUUAUAUAUAUGUCGGCAGCGAAGUUUUUUGUGAACAAAAUCGAACGUAAAUUAAUAAUUGCGAAUGCAACACAAAAUUAUAAGUUUUUAAUUUGUCAAUUUGUUUAAAUUAGUGACUGCUACCCUGCUACCACAGUGUACUGUACCAACCCACACUUCACUUCCUCUUCGCACACGAAACACAUUUGCAUGCAGAAAAAGUAUAUAUAUAUAUAAAUAUAAAUGAAUAUAAUUAGUAAGCAGUUUAGUUAAGAAUUUUACAUUAUAAAUAAACACAACAAUAACAACAAAACGAAGCAGGCGCCGCCGCAACAGCACUUCCACACACACACACACACUCACACUCACACCCACACUUCGCACACACAUCAAUAGCCGGGGGCGCCAAAGCGGCCAGCUUUUGCUUGUAUGUAAUUUUGAAAAAAAAAAAAAACAUAAGUAAAUCCUUUGUCAAAAUCCAAACAUUUGUAAAAUCCUGUUUUGUGCAGCUAAAAAAAGAAAACGGAAAACAAAAACAAAAAAUAAUAUUAAAACAAGCAAAUAAUUAAAAAAGAACUUGUUUACACAUUAGUUUAUAUAGAAAUGAAUCGGAUAUAUAUAUAUAUACUUAUAUAUAUAUAUAUAUAUAUAAAUAUAUAUUAUAUAGAAUUGUGGGCACAUCUCGCGCCCAGCGAAAAUUGUAAUAAGCAAAA
Drosophila virilis is the source of this 4290-nucleotide messenger RNA. RefSeq names its product TLE family member transcriptional corepressor groucho (gene gro). Gene Ontology annotation, cellular component: nucleus; transcription regulator complex. The record is from RefSeq and is a predicted model, not a curated record. Gene Ontology annotation, molecular function: transcription corepressor activity; protein binding. Gene Ontology annotation, biological process: negative regulation of canonical Wnt signaling pathway; regulation of DNA-templated transcription. Lineage: Eukaryota; Metazoa; Arthropoda; Insecta; Diptera; Drosophilidae.